Molecule: messenger RNA, 5339 nt
Organism: Colias croceus (clouded yellow)
Lineage: Eukaryota; Metazoa; Arthropoda; Insecta; Lepidoptera; Pieridae
Gene: aux
Product: cyclin-G-associated kinase
Exons: 20
Coding region: 170-3751 (1193 amino acids)
Biological process (GO): protein phosphorylation; regulation of clathrin-dependent endocytosis; positive regulation of Notch signaling pathway
Cellular component (GO): cytoplasm
Molecular function (GO): AP-2 adaptor complex binding; protein serine/threonine kinase activity; ATP binding
Source: RefSeq, a predicted model, not a curated record
AGUGACGUAUGUCGUUUGUCGUAUCUGUCUGCCAAUCUGCCAUUCUAUUAAAUUUUCUUUUCAAUCACUAUCUUUUCGCAAAUUAUAAAAUGGAUAGGGCCAUGUACAAGUGUUAACAUUAUUGUUUUUAUUUUUAUGUUGUUUUAAUGUUUCGAAGUAAUAAGCAAAAAUGAGUGUGUUCAAAUCUGCAAUGGGGUACUUCAGCUCUGGAAGUGCCAACGGGGGCAGUGAUAAUGAUUUUGUUGGUCAAUUUGUCGAAAUCGGAAAUAUGAAACUUAGGGUCAAAAAAGUUAUAGCAGAGGGCGGUUUCGCAUUUGUAUUUGUAGCACAAGAUGUCGCAUCUGGAACGGAAUAUGCCUUAAAAAGGCUAAUGGCAGCUGAUGAGCAGGCUAAUAAAAAUAUUAUACAAGAAAUUAGUUUACUAAAGAAGCUCUCCGGACACCCGAAUAUAAUUAAAUAUAUUGCUGCCUCAUUUAUUGAUAAAACGAAAACAACUCAUGGGAUGAGUGAAUAUUUGUUGCUAACAGACCUAUGUAGUGGAGGCAGUCUUAUGGAGGCUUUACAGAAUAGAGGGCAGGCGUUCCCGUUGCCGACAAUAGUGAGAGUGUUCUAUCAAGCUUGUAAGGCUGUGCAACACAUGCACGUCCAAGUGCCGCCGAUAGCUCACCGUGAUCUCAAAUUAGAAAAUUUUCUUAUAUCUAACGAAGGUACAAUAAAAUUAUGUGAUUUUGGUUCUGCAACAACUGAGGUAUAUACUCCCAACCCCUCAUGGAGUGCAAACCAAAGGAACAUGCUAGAAGAAAAUUUGGCCCAAUUCACAACGCCGAUGUACAGAGCGCCAGAGAUGUUGGACACAUGGGACAAUAGAAAGAUAGAUCAUGCGGUCGAUAUCUGGGCGCUCGGGUGUAUUCUAUACACUCUGUGUUACAUGCAACACCCGUUCGAGGACUCUGCCAAAUUAGCUAUACUGAACGGCAAUUACACUUUGAACCCAAAUGAUCAGCGCUACAAAUGUUUCCAUGAAAUAAUAAGUGGUUGUCUGACAGUGAACCCCGAGAUGCGGAUGUCGAUCAGCGGCGUGUUGGAGCGGCUGGCGGCCAUAGCGGAGACACAAAACGUCAAUAUGAAGCAACCACUCAAAUUUGAGCGUAAAAAAGUUGAACAAUCUGUGGCCACUAGCUCGCCAGGAGUCAAAGACAACGGCCCAACGAUCCCCGAAGUGUCCCGCCCCCCGGAGCCGGCUCGCCCCCCGCCCCCCGCGCGCCCCCCCGCCGCGCCCCACUACGCCGCACAACCCCCCUCGGGGGGACUGUUCUCCUCGAUCAAAGAUGGCGCUGGCAGCUUCUUGAAGAACUUGAAGGAUACCUCGUCGAAGGUCAUGCAGACUGUGCAGCAAUCAAUAGCUCGAGCCGAUUUAGAUAUAAGCUAUAUAACUAGUCGUGUUAUUGUGAUGUCGUACCCAUCAGACUUACUGGAGAGCGCUUACAAGACCAACCAUAUUGAGGAUGUACGGCUAUACCUCGAGAGCCAUCACCCGGGCGGCAAGUACUGCGUGUACACAGUGCACGAUGCAAAAGCUCGUUUCCCAAGACGGCAACUCGUUACCGAUACAUCAGUAUGGCCGAGCGAAGAGCAUAGAGCACCAUUACUAGCUCCUUACUACUCGCUAUUACAGCAUAUGUAUCAAUACUUGGGAAGGGAUGAUAAGAGCGCACUCGUUAUCGCCUGUCCGGAUGGAAAAUCUCGAUCUGCUAUGUUAUUAUGUGGGUUAUUGUUAUACGCGAAAUUGGUAACCGUACCUGAAGACGCCCUUCAAAUAUUCGCUGUGAAACGUACACCUAUCAAUAUGACACCGAGCCAAUUGAGAUAUUUAUAUUAUUUACAUAAUAUUGUCAGACCUGAACCAGUGUUACCUCACUUCCGACCUGUUUCCUUAGUAUCGCUUACGAUACAGCCAGUGCCAUUAUUUACAAAAGCAAGAGAUGGUUGCCGACCGUACCUAGAAGUGUUCAACGAAGAUAGAAUAAUAUCUCCCCCGUUACGGAGCUAUGAGAGUUUACACCUUUACAAUAUGACAGAAGGAAAGGUAACUCUCCCGCUAGACUCGACCGUAACUGGCGACGUGCUAGUGGUAGCGUACCACGCGCGCCAGCAGCUCGGCCGCCUGCAGCGCGUGCCGAUGCUCUCGGUGUCCUUCCAUACUGGCUUCCUGGCGUACGACCAACACGCCAUCAAGUUCACCAGAUCAGAAAUAGACGGUAUAGACGAGACAUCACCGAUGAACGAGCACUUUUCAUCAAACGUGUCAGUGGUGAUAAGCCUCGUGGUGCAGAACGGGGAACGGCGCAAACCGCGCAGUGACGUAUGGGAGGAGGACCAUUCCUUUGCCAUACGGACACCUGAUGUUCUGUUCUCUACUACAUUGGAGAGAGAUGAAACGGUGGAUAACUUUGCUAAUCUCCGAAGGAACCCGCCCCCAGUUCCACCAACAAUAACAGCAGAUUAUCCACCACGCGAAGAAAAACGUCCCCACCGUCCAGCCCCACCGUCCCCACAACGUCCUCCUCCACCAAAAGUAUCCACAAUUACUACCAAUCCCACUCUUUCUGCCAAUCCCACUCUUACUGCCAAUCCCACAGUUCCUACCAAUCCCACUAUUCCUACUGACACGACGGAUACAGCUGAUUUCCUGAACUUAAGCAAACCGCAAGAGGAAGCAAAACCCAAACUGAAGACCGAAGACUCGUUCGACUUCUUUGGCAUGAUGGAGAAACCGGCGGAUGAAUCGUUUGGCGACUUCCUGAGCAAGAAAGUUGAGGAUAAUCCAGCGCCUUUCUCUGAGAACAUAUUCGGCGACCUCCCACCACCGCCUACAGCAGCCGCAGCUAACUCCAGCGAUAUUAACUUCGACCCGUUCGGUUUGAACGAUCCUCUGCCUAAACAGGAACCACUGUUGACUCCUCAAUUGAUUAAAGAGGAAGGUCGAUCACAAAGCGUACCACUCGAAAAGGCUCAAGCACGUCAGGAUCCAUUCGCUGAUCUUGGUUCAUUGGGAACGGGAUUGAAUACUGGUUCUAAUUCUAGCAACAUUGGCCAAGCACCAAAUGUACCUCUCACAUCGGCCAACGUUGGCCCCAAUGUGAUCCCCACUGUGCCGCCAAGUAACGCGAGUGUUGGUGCGUUUGCGGCCAAUGUUGGCGCAACACCGAUUACUACGCCAAGAGCUUCCCCAGCACAUACACCUUCGCAUCGAGCGCAAACACCACAACAACCUGAUUAUAGCCGCAGCCACUUCGACCCGCCAAAAGCUCCCGGCGAGGAAAAAGUCAAGAAGCCAAUGGACGUGUUCGGCGAUCUCCUCGGUAGUCAAGGCUACGACUUUGCGAAGCGUGAAACUGGACCGAAGACAAUGAACGCUAUGAGGAAGGAAGAGAUGGUUAAAGAAAUGGACCCGGAUAAACUGAAGAUUCAUGACUGGACGGAGGGCAAGAAAGCCAACAUCCGUGCGUUACUGUGCUCGCUGCACACAGUUGUAUGGGCGGAUUGUCGCUGGGCGCGCUGCGACAUGGCGCAGCUGGUGUCGGCGCAGGACGUCAAGCGCAACUACCGCCGCGCAUGCCUCGCCGUGCAUCCCGACAAGCAAAUGGGAACAGAGAACGAGAACAUAGCUAAAAUGAUAUUCAUGGAACUUAAUAACGCAUGGAGCGAAUUCGAGAAUGACGCUAAGCAACAAAACUUAUUCCAAUCUUAAUUCAAAAGAUAUCGAAGUGAUCUUGAGCGUAACUUCCAGAUCUUUCGAUACAAAUAUUUCGUUUUAUUUUAGGAAUACUACAUUAUUUAUACCACGGAAAUUAUAUUCUUUAGUUCUAAAAAAAGCGCUCGACUCUUAUGCAUUCUUAUAUUUUUUUUUUAUGUUGGUUAAAUAUAAUUUAUAUCAUUUAAUACUCUUUCAAAUCGGCGUUCUUACGAUGUAAGAGCUAGGAUCGAAGAGAAAACAACUCAAUUUAGUUGUCAACUUCGUAUUUUCUUUUUAGAGAGUACUUACAUUUUUACUUAAUUAUAAAUGACGGUAGUCGAAGAUAGUACACAAAAUUAUUAUUUAUUGAACACGAAAAUAAAGAACAGCACUUUUUAUUUAUUUCAAUAUGUGUUGAAGAUGUGCUUAAAUAACGUAUGAAUACAGAAUUGUCUCAUUUUUGUAAAGUACCCUCUUAAGUUUUUUUUUAUUAUCAUCAUCAACGGGCUGUCUUAUUUAUUUUUAUUUGUGGCAGUUAACAAAAUUAAUGCUUAGUAUAAUUUUUGCUAGACGAAUAAAUAAUAUACUCAACAUUUAUAGAUUUUAAUACGUAAUUAUGAACUAGUUGAAAUAGAAAAAUAAAAUGAUCGAUAGGCAAACGUCCCAGAAUUUAAACAGAGUAUUGUACAUAACGUUAAUUCGCUUUUCAAUUAAUUAAAUUAAAUUUAAAAAUAGAAAAAAAAAAUCUAGCAUUCAUAAUUUUUAUUUUCUUUAGUGCAAAGUAUUAAAAAUUAUAUUGCAAAAAUUCUUGAUAAUAAUUUCACGAACGCGUUUAUGUAUAGUUAGAUAAAUAUAGCUUUGAAUUAUUUACAUAUAUUUUGCGGGGAUAAAAUUCUAUGUAUUUUUUAAAUUAGUUUAAAAUUUUAUAAUUCUUCUAGACAAAGUCUGAACUGGUACUUAUGUAAAAUAUUAAGUAACUUAAAUGUUAUAGUCGUGUUUUUUCUUGUAUUCGAAAUUCGUUUAUUAGAUAGAGUAGAUCGUUAUAAAUACAAGUACAUAUUAAAAAUAAUUUUUCUCACGUAUAGCGUAUUGUAGAAGUUAUAUUUUCUCAUUGUUAGUGUUAAGUGCGCGUGAUGGAAUAAGUAUUAUGUUAAUCCAAAUAAUAAAAUGGUGAACAGUUUUGGUGGUUGAAAAUAUUUAAACGUCAUUGAGCUUAUAGUGGGAGAAUUUUAUACAUUCCGUUGUCUCGUCCUUAGAUGAAUAUAAUUUUGUCGAUAUUUCAAGCUUCUUAGAAAUAACCCGAGUAUAACGAAAAUAACUUAUUUAUGAACGAAAAAUAAAAUGUAUAUUUUGAAAGGCAAAAUUGUUGCAUUUACGAUACCUAAUGCAAUUUAUUAAUAUUUAUUUCUUACAGUCCGCUUAUUGAAACCAGUGCAAUUUUUCCUAGCGUUAGUAUUCUUAUAGAUGCUUGUGAUGGCCUACAAUGUAAUUAUAUAUCAAGGUAUAAGGCCGCGGACACACGUGACGUGUAUCCAAUCUGUGUAUAAUUUGCUUGAAUCGAGUAUAUAAAACAAAGUUGUUCGAAAAUAAAAUGGCAAAUAUA